AUGAGGUUCUCUUGGGUCUCAUUGGCCCUGGUCGGCCUGGUCGCUAAGGAUGCUAUGGCCUUGCCUGCCGCUGUCAAGGACACUGAUUGCGACGACAAGGCUCAGCCACGUAGCAUCCAGGGCAACGGUGGGUCGAGUGACUCUGACACCUGGCUUGGUCCAGACAUACUUGGCCCAGGUGGCGUCGCCAGCGUCGUCCGUCAGGUCAGCAAGGACAUCGAAAGCCAAGGGCAGAACCCAGAAUCUUACGGCUUAGGUCUCAUGCCGGGACACGCUCACUGGUCUGGCUACCAACCUGACCAGCCCCACCACCACGAUCACGGUAACAAGCAUGAAUGGGAUUGGAGCUGGUAUGAGCACGAAGAAUGGAACGGUCACGAACACAAGCAUCACGAUCAUGAGCACGGUCACGAACACGAGCAUCGCGAUCAUGAACACGGUCACGAACACAAGCAUCGCGAUCAUGAGCACGGUCACGAACACGAGCAUCGCGAUCAUGAGCACGGUCACGAACACGAGCAUCGCGAUCAUGAACACGGUCACGAACACGAGCAUCGCGAUCAUGAACACGGUCACGAACACAAGCAUCGCGAUCAUGAACACGGACACGACUCAGGCUCUCACCAUCCUGUUGGACCAAUCCAGCCCGAUGGCAAGACAUUCAAGUGCGUUCCAUACGACUACACCCCUCGCACUCGCGAGUUCGACUGGACCCUCACCUAUGGUCCCUCUGCUCCCGAUGGCUUCGUCAAGAAACGCAUUCUCAUCAACGGCCAAUCCCCCGGUCCUCUCAUCGAAGCCAGCGAAGGCGACACUAUCGUCGUCAAGGUCAAGAACCGCCUCGACCAGGGCACCUCCAUCCACUGGCACGGCAUGUUUCAGAACAGCACUCCUUUCAUGGAUGGUAUCGCUGGUUUCUCCCAGUGCCCCAUUCCUGCUGGUGGCGAGCUUACCUAUCGUUUCAAGAUCGAGGGUCAGUAUGGCUCUUACUGGUGGCACAGUCAUUCCAAGAUGCAGUAUACCGACGGUCUGUAUGGUGGGUUGAUCAUUCGUUCCAAGGAUGAUCCUUACCAAAAGUGUCGAGACUAUGACGAUGAGAAGGUGUUCCUCUUCGCCGACAAUUACCACGAUUUUGCCGAUGACAUCGUCAACCAGCUGCUCUCGGUCAAGGGAUACAACGGUUCAUCUGCUGCGCCCUCUCCUCAAUCUGGUCUGAUCAAUGGCAAAGGUCAAUUCAACUGUGCUGGCUUAGCUCGAGCCAAGGGUAAACAGCCAGGCAUGCCAAGCAAGUGCACCCAGCUCCCCACACCAACGAUGGACAUCGAACCGGGUAAGAAGUACCGCUUCCGCUUCAUCAACACCGGUUCGCACGCCCAACACAUCAUCUCGAUCGACGACCAUGAAAUGGAAGUUAUCGGCUCGGACGGUACUCCAGUCAAGCCACACAAAGUCCAUCGUAUCCCCAUCGCCAACGGUCAGCGACAUGAUGUGCUUGUCAACACCACCGUCGGCAAAAACGGGGACAGCUUUUUGCUGCGCUCUACCAUGAUGACUGCUUGUUUUUCCUUCGUCGAUCCUCUGCUUGAUCCUGUCGCAAACCUCACCCUUCAGUACAAGCGGCCAGGUAGCCAGGUCAGACCUCGCCCGCCCAAGCCGCAUGACUGGAUGGAUACGAUGGGUACGCUGUGCAAAGAUCUCGAUGAUUCCGAGCUCGUCCCUGCUAUCGACACUUCGGUGCCUGCCAACCUCAACCCUAACUCACUUGGCAUCUUCAACUCACAAUUCGGUAACCUCGUCCUCGCUAACGGCUCAACCCUCGGCAGGUUCUUCAUCGACAACAUCACCCAUACCAACUACGUCAACAAACCCUAUCUCGAGCUCGCACGAGCUGGUCAACAGAUCAACUCCUCCACCGUCGCAUCCCUUCUCGUACCCGACGACGUCUGGGUGGCAGAUAUCAUCAUCAACAACCAGGAUAACUUCCUUGACCAUCCUUUCCACUUGCACGGUACCGACAUGCAUAUCAUCGCUCGCGGCACGGGUAACUUGACACAGGAAGGCUGGUCGAAGCUGAACCAGCAGCCUGGUGCCUUGAACUUGCACAACCCGCUCAGGAGGGAUACAGUCUCGGUCACGAGGAGCAGUUGGAUCGUAGCUAGGAUCAAGGCUGAUUUGCCUGGUGUGUGGCCGUUGCAUUGCCAUAUUGCUAUGCACGUGGCUGAGGGUUUGAUGGCUGCAGUGGCAAUUCACCCGAAGAAGAUCCAGCAGUUGAAGUUCAGUCAGAAGGUACUGGAUUUGUGUCCCGGCCCGACUGCUCCGAUUAGUGUCUUGAAUGAAGUGGAGCCUGCUUAA
Messenger RNA from Ustilago hordei, 2352 nucleotides. RefSeq lists its product as uncharacterized. Gene Ontology annotation, molecular function: oxidoreductase activity; copper ion binding. The record is from RefSeq and is a predicted model, not a curated record. Bases 1 to 2352 code for a protein of 783 amino acids. The transcript has a single exon. NCBI's taxonomy places the organism in Eukaryota, Fungi, Basidiomycota, Ustilaginomycetes, Ustilaginales, Ustilaginaceae.